Messenger RNA from Gossypium raimondii (Peruvian cotton), 1456 nucleotides. Its product is annotated as E3 ubiquitin-protein ligase PUB23. Gene Ontology annotation, biological process: protein ubiquitination. The transcript has a single exon. Lineage: Eukaryota; Viridiplantae; Streptophyta; Magnoliopsida; Malvales; Malvaceae. The record is from RefSeq and is a predicted model, not a curated record. Bases 97 to 1326 code for a protein of 409 amino acids. Gene Ontology annotation, molecular function: ubiquitin protein ligase activity.
AUGUAUAUAUAUAUGCAUGUAAGUAUAUAUAUUAAUGGCAUUUGCUUGAUGUUUUGUUUUGUUUUUAAUCAAAGCACAUAUUAUUGGUAGUUUGCUAUGGAUAAAAUGAAUUGUCCACCAGAUUUCAGAUGCCCCAUUUCCAUGGAAAUCAUGAAGGAUCCGGUCACCAUCGUCACCGGAGUCUCUUACGAGCGGAAGAACAUCGAGAAAUGGUUCUUCGUCUACAACAAGAAGACAUGUCCGACCACCAUGCAAUGCGUCGAGAGCUUCGAUAUGACCCCAAAUCACACCCUCAAACGUCUCAUUCUUGCAUGGAAAGAAACACUCGUAGCCCCUUCGUCCACUUCAUCGUCUAUGCCGCAACCGUUGAUCAAGCACGACGAGAUGGUUUCCCUCUUCACCGCCCUCGAAUCAUCUCCUUUUAAAGUAAGUUCCAUGAAGAAAAUCCGAGCAAUAGUCGAGUUAGGUGACGAAACAAAGUCCGAUUUCAUUCGAUCCGGCGGGGUGGAGGCUGUUGUUGGAAUGCUAAUCAAUCAGUUCGACAAUUCCGAUUUCGUUAGCUUUCAAGCAUGCGAGGAAGCUUUAGGUAUCUUACACUUACUCCCGUUAUCGAAACAAGACGAAAAAUCAUUUCAGUUGAUAUCAAAGCCAGAUCCAAUGAGAUCAAUAGCGAUCAUCCUUCAACGAGGUAGCGCCGAAGCUCGAUUUUACGCCAUCACCAUCUUCCGAAAAAUAGCCAAAACCGGCUUUAAUUGGAACUCUUUAAUUGAAGAUCAAGGUAUCGACUUAUUCAAAUCCUUACUAGAACUAGUCUACGAUGGGAUAUGCAACAAAGCAAGUUCAUACGCACUCGAAAUACUUUUCGAAAUCCUAUCAUCAUCCAAGAAAAGCCGAUUAAAAGCCAUCGAAGCCGGCGCCAUUUGCAUCCUCAUCGAGCUUUUACCCGAUUCGAACCGAUCCAAAUCCGAGAAAAUGCUGCUUUUAAUAAAGCUAUUAUGCGAGUCACCAGAAGGAAGGAUGGCUAUGGUGGAUCAUAGUUUAGGGAUACCUGUAAUUUCAAAAACCCUAUUGCAAGUCUCAAAUUUAGCCACUAAACUUGGGGUUAAGAUCUUGUGGCAGGUAUGUAAUUUUCACCCAACGGAAAGGGUAUUGGAGGAAAUGUUGAUGCACGGAGCUGUGAAGAAGAUGGUGACAUUGUUGCAUUUAGAGGGACGAUUAUCGUCGACUAAAAAAAAGGUGUUGGAGAUGUUGAAGAUGCAUUGUAAUUCAUGGAAGCGACACCAAUGUUUCCCUUGUGAUUUGAAGGAUUAUUUGGGGGUAAAAUAGGAAAAAAAACAUUGAGAAAUGUUUGGUAUACAUCCUUGUUGAAUUUUUUUUUGUCUAUUACAGUUUGUUUUGAUUGAUGGUAUUUUUUAUUCUUUGAAUUAUAUAAGUAUUGUAUUUUUUUCUAUUACAA